Messenger RNA from Symphalangus syndactylus (siamang), 6963 nucleotides. RefSeq names its product lipoyl(octanoyl) transferase 2 (gene LIPT2). NCBI's taxonomy places the organism in Eukaryota, Metazoa, Chordata, Mammalia, Primates, Hylobatidae. Gene Ontology annotation, molecular function: lipoyl(octanoyl) transferase activity. Gene Ontology annotation, biological process: protein lipoylation. The record is from RefSeq and is a predicted model, not a curated record.
AUAUUUACACAUACACAAUGAGAUAGCUUGAGGAUAUGAUCCAAGUUUAAACACAAAGUUCAUUUAUGUUUCAUAUACACUUUAUACACAUAGCCUGAAGGUAAUUUUAUACAAUAUUUUAAAUAAUUUUGGCAUGAAACGAAGUGUGGAUACACUGAACCAUCAGAAAGCAAAGGUGUUAACAUCUCCGCCACCCAUGUGGACGAUCUGUGAUUGGCAUCACCAUCAUUCCUGAUUCUGAAUUUAUAUGUUACUGAUAAGCAAUCUUUUUUCACACUUAUUCACACAUAAGUACUUAACAGUAAAAAAUAUGACAUACCAGUAAUACAACGAAAAAAAUAGUGUAUUCUGGUUAAGUAAGCCAGCACAGUAGUGUCACCAGAAUACCUGUAUCAGCUGUUAAGCAACAAUAACAAAUAACAGUAGGCUUUCAGUUUCCAAGUAUAAUGCUGUGUUUUAACUAAAAGGUUACUGUGCACUGUAUUUUAUUUUUAGGCGAGAAGAAGCAUCAGAAGCAGUUGAGGGACCAAGAAGUGGGUCCUGUAGAGAGGAAGAAGUAUUCCUCUGGAUGGCUUUUUUAAAUGUUUCUUUCAGAGUCAUCUGCCUCAUUAAUGAUGCCUUUUGUCUUAGAAGUCUCUCUUUGAUUUUAUAAACUGACAUGAUUUCUUGCUCUGUUAUGAAUGCAUGCUGCUCUAGUCCUUUAAUAAGCCCAUCACACAUUUUUACCAUGUCAUCUAUAGGCACUUUUUCUGCAGUGUUAACAUCAUCUUCAUUAUCAUUAUUAUCAUGAUCAUCUUGAUUCAGAACCAUUUUUGUUACUUCACCAUUGGACAAUGAAUGAACAACUGGAGCCUCAUUAUUACUGUUAAAAACAUCUUUGAUAUCCUCUUCUUCCAGCUUACUGACAGUCUCUGGAUAUGUAUUUUUUGUAUAUGUAAGGAGGUCAGACAUUAUUUUUUUCUCACUUGACACAUAGAAUCCUUCAAAGUUACCAUCUUGUUCAUCAUCAUUACUGCACUUGCCAGUAAACUUCUCUGCUGCUUCAUGACCAGAAGAUGCUUUACUGCCACAAAUCUUUAAAAAUUUAAUGCCAUGUCUUUUCUUAAAUUUCUGCAACCAGCCUGUUGAAUAUUCACAGUUCCCCUCAAUUUUUAGUUCAUUGUGAUAGAUCUUUGCUUGUUUCAUGAUCAGCAUACCAUUGAGUGGCAAGUGUUCACUGCGACGCUGACGGAUCCACUCUUUCAACACACGAUCAAGAUCUUCAUUUUUAGCUUUAUGAAGUGUUUUUCUAUUUUUCAUUAAUAUCUGCUCAUCACUUUCAGCAUAAAACUUCAACAGUUUAUCCUUCUGUUUCUUCAGGUCAUAUAUGGUGGUCAUUCCAACACCAUACUCUUCUGUAAGAUGUUUCACACUUACACCACUGUCCAGUUUCUCCAACAACUUUACUUUCUGUGCUAUAGAUAAACACAAAUGCUUCCUCUUUUUCUUAUCAUUGACAUUCACAGGGGUAUCUUUAGGUCUUUUUGACAUUUUCAACAAUAUAUUUACACCACACAGCAGAGAAUAAGCAAACAAAUGCAGUGAGUAAUGCGCAUAGGUCUUGGCCCCAUGUGGGGCAUUGGGGGAAACCUGUUGUUGGCGUGUCCAGCCUGCACACAUGCCAUUUAAUUACCCUUUGUGGGAAUGCAUGGGGGAAAUCCAGGUGUGAGCAGAAAAACUGCAGCAGAAGAGAGCUGGGAGGGUCUUUUUCCCUUUGGGGAUGUUGCAUGAACUGUGUGUUGUGCACCUGUGUUUUGACUGCAACUCACAUAAGGUCAGGUAUGAAAUUUUCCAUUUGUGGCAUAAUGUCAUUACUCAAAAAGUUUAGGAUUUUGGACCAUUUCAGAUUUCAGAUUUUUAGAUUACGGAUGCUCAGCCUGUAUUGGUAGAGGAAUAAACACAUAGAUCAAUGGAACAAAAUACAGAAACUGGAAAUAGGAUCACACAAAUAUGUCCAACUGGUUUUGACAAAGGCAUAAAAGCAAUUCAAUGAAGGAAAUAUAGCCUUUUGAACAAAUGGUGUUGGUGUAAUGUAACAUGCAUACGCAAACAAACAAAAAAGAACAACAGCAACAACAACCAAAGUUUUACAUCUGUUUUAAAAAUUAACUCAAAAUGUAUCAUAGACUUAAAUGUAAAAUAAAAAAUCUUAAAAAAAAAACAGGCAGUAGAAUCUCUUCAGGAUCUAGGGCUGGGCAAAGAGUUAUUAAACCAAAAGCAUCAAUAAAAGGAAAAGUGGAUAAAUUGGACCUUAUCACAAUGACAAACUUUUGCUCUGCAAAAGAUACAGUUAAGAGGAUGAAAAUACAAGCCAUACACUGUGAGCAACUAUUUACAAAGCACAUAUUUGACAAAGGGCUAAUAUUUAGAAUAUAUAAAGAUAUCUCAAAACUCAAUGGUACAAAAAAACAAUUAAUUAGAAAAUGGGCAAAAGACAUGAACAGACAUUUCACUGAAGGAAAUAUACACAUGGAAAAUAAGCACAUGAAAAGAUGUCUUACAUCAUUAGUCAAUAGGGAAAUAAAAAUUAAAAUCACAAUAAGACACCACCACACACCUAUUAGAAUGGCUAAAAUAAAAGCUAAUGCUCAUGAGGAUGCAGACAAACUGGAUCAUUCAUACACUGGUGGUGGGUAUGUAAAAUGGUACAGCCGCUCUGGAAAGCAUUUUGGCAGUUUCUUAAAAAACAAAACAUGUAACUACCAUGCAACCCAGCAACUGCACUCCUGGGCAUUUAUUCUGGAGAAGUGAAAACUUAUGUUCACACAAAAACCUGUACAUAAAUGUUUACAGUACCUUUACUCAGAAUAUCUGAAAACUGGAAACAACCCAGGUGUUCUUCAGUGAGUGAAUGGCUAAACAAACUGCGGUACAUUCAUACUAUGGACUACUACUCAUCAGUAAAAAGAAAUGAACUAUUGAUACAUGCAACAACUUGGAUGAGUCUCCAGAUAAUUAUGCUGAGUGAAAAAAAAUUCUAUAAGGUUGCAUUCUGUAUGAUUCCAUCUAUACAACACAGACGUUUGCCAGGAUUAAGAAGCAGUGUAACUACAAAGAGCAACAUGAGGGAUCCUUGUGGUGAUGAAAAUGUUCUGUAUCAUGACUGUAUCAAUGUCAGUAUCCCGGUUGUGAUAUUGUACUACAGUUUUGCAAGGUGUUUCCAUUGGGGGAAGCUGGGUAAAGGGUACAUAUAAUCUGUCCGUUUUAUUCCUUACAACUGCAUAUUAGUCUCCAAUUUUCUCAAAUAAAACAUUUAAUUAAAAUAGUACAUAUGUGAUUUCUCUUGUCCAAACCCUGAUUAAUAAUUUGAACCCUUCAUCAGACUGGAAAAUUUCUCUUCUAUUCCUAGAUUGCUAAGUAUUUUGGUCAGAAGAGGUGUUUAUUUUUGCCAACAGAUUUAUCUGUAUUUUUUAACAUAAUCAUAGCUUUUCUUUAAAAAAAUUUUUGUUUUAUUAUUUUAAUGAAAGCUUUUCUCUUUUAAGGUAAAUUACAUUGUUUGAUUUCAGAAUGCAAAACCAACCUUGCAUUCCUGGGAUAAACCCUACUUCAUCAUGAUGUAUUAAUCCUUUUAUAAAUUGCUGGAUUUGAUUUGCUAAUAUUUGCUUAGGAUUUUUAUGUCUAUGUUUAUGAAAUGUUUUUCAGACACCUAUGGUGUCUGAAAAGUCCUCAGUAAAAGUUCAUUGAAUUCAGACUUGUUUAAAUGAUAUUCUAACUGCAACAUAGCUGAUGUUGUGGUCCAGACACCCCCUCAGGGCCUAGACAGUCAUUCCCUCAGCUUCUGGAGUUGGUUGCUGACGAUUCACAACUGAGUCCUUCUCUGGGGGCCACCCUCCACCAAGGGAAGCAGUCUUGCCAAAAAAAAAAAAAAAUCACAGCUCCUCCCCAGGUAUAGCCUGUAUCCCUGACUGGUCAAUGCAAGGAUACGAGUUUCUGGCCCCCUUGCUUUAAUGUGGAACUACUCUGAAAGGUCAUCGUAGGCGCCAGGCAUGCCUUGGGAUUGGUCAAGGCCUCUGCUGCAACUGUUUUGCAGGCCAACUUCUUCCUCUGCCUCCAAAUUCCUGCUUCCUUCACUUUCUCACAGGUGCUGAUCUUUAAGUUCUCCCUACCUCCACCAAUAACCUUGUAGGCAAGCUAAUCUCCCUCUUGCGUCCCCCAGGGGUUCAACACAGGACACACCACGUUACCCUGUUUUAUUUUUCUUUUCAUAGCACUUAACACCUUAUAUGCGAAAUAAUCUUAUUUACUUAAUAAUUAAAAUACUUAUCGUCUUCUGUAAGAAUGUAAGCUUACCAGGACAGAUCUUUCUCAUACGCUAUGCACCGCUGUAUCAAGGGCCUAGGGCAGGGCCUGCAGAACACAGCAAGCACUAAAUACUGGUUGUUGAAUGAACCGAUGAGGCCGGCCCUGCGCUUUUGGUCGUGGGAUCACACAUCCCACCUCCAGCUUUUAACACGCACCUGGGAGCUGCGGCUCGGGGUGUGCCCCUGAGUCCCCGCCCCUCAGGCCACGCCCCCGGGCCCAGGGAGAAGGCGGGGCCCCGCGGACGCAGCGGUGGGCACGAUGCGGCAACCCACUGUUCGGCUGGUGCGCCUGGGUCGGGUGCCGUACGCCGAACUACUGGGGCUGCAGGACCGCUGGCUGCGGCGGCUGCAGGCCGAGCCAGGCACUGAGGCCCCGUCGGGGACUGAGGCGGGCGCGCUCCUGCUCUGCGAGCCCGCGGGACCCGUGUACACGGCCGGGCUGCGCGGCGGCCUGACGCCCGAGGAAACUGCGCGGCUACGGGCCUUGGGCGCCGAGGUGCGCGUCACAGGCCGCGGUGGCCUGGCCACCUUUCACGGCCCGGGCCAGCUGCUUUGCCACCCAGUGCUCGACCUAGGGCGUCUCGGCCUGCGUUUGCGCAUGCACGUAGCGUCGCUGGAGGCGUGCGCCGUGCGCCUGUGCGAGCUCCAGGGCCUGCAGGACGCCCGCGCGCGGCCCCCGCCGUAUACGGGCGUCUGGCUGGAAGAUCGCAAGAUCUGCGCGAUCGGUGAGCGCCGCGGCGCAGGGCGGUACCAGAGAGCCGGGGAGUCCGCUGUGGAAGGCACAUCACAUCCCACGGCCUGGCUCUCAACUGCUCUACCGACCUCACGUGGUUUGAGCACAUCGUGCCCUGUGGACUGGUUGGGACAGGCGUCACUUCCUUGAGUAAGGAGCUCCAGAGGCACGUCACCGUGGAUGAAGUAAUGCCACCUUUCCUUGUGGCCUUUAAAGAGAUCUACAAGUGCACACUGAUCUCAGAGGACAGCCCCAACUGAAGAGUACUCAUGUUAUAACAGCCAGGAUGCUCCUGCUUUGGGAAGCACGAAGUCUGACUCGAGUCACCUACUGAAACGCAGAUUUUAGACCUGGCCUGUCAUUCACUGAUCAUGAAACUAAGAACAUACCAUGAGCUCUGAGCCACUGUUUUCAUAUGUAUCCUAUUUUAUUUAUAUCUUCCCCACCUACCUCAGAGAUACUAGAUGUGACAACACUGUGAAAAGCAACACACGCUAUAUAAAACAUUAGCACUGCUAUUGACAGCAGUGUCUCAGCUUAGAGAAAUUCAGAUGUCAUAGAUUGUCCUUUCUCGAUGUUGAUGCCACAGAUUGUCAUUUCUCGAUUGUUGAUUCCUCAGUACUGUGUCUAACUGAGCAAUUCUGGGCUCUAGUUCCUUUGAUUUUGUGGGAAUCAAAUCUCUGAAUGGCCCAGGUGAAAGUGAUGUGAUGUAGUGCUUUUUCAUUCUCAAGAGACCUGGGUUCUUUCUGCAAUAAAGGGAAAAGGGAAGAACCUUCGAAGAAUAAAAUGGGAUCUUACCUUCCUGGGUUUGAUUCCACAAGUUUGAUAAUUUAGCAGUUUUUAGUUGGGUUACCCUGAGCUAGGCCAAAGACUGGACGAAGGAUAAGAAUAAUUUCUCACACUGUACAAAUGCCAAAGAUAGAAUUGAGUUUUUCUUAUAUGAGACCUCUAAGUUUGUAAGGCUGCGUAUUAUCUGUUGCUGUGUAACAAAUCAUCAAAACUUAGUGACUUAACAGUAAACAUUAAUUAUCCUGUUUGUGGGUCAGGAAUUUGGGGGAAGCUUAGCUGGGUGUUUCUAGGUUGGGGUCUCCCACGAACUUGCAGUUAAGAUGUCAGCUGGAAUUGCACUUAUUCAAAGGCUUGGCUGGGCUGGAGGAUCAGCGCCCCAUAUGGUGCACUCACUUGCCUGGUUAGUUGUGGUUGCUGACAAGAGGCCUCAGUUCCUCACCAUGUGGACCUCUCUAUAGGGCUGCUUAAUUGUUCUCAUGACAGGGCAUCUGGCUUCCCCUAGAGCAAGUCAUGCCAAAGAGAGACAAGCUGGAAGCCACAAUGUCUUUCAUGACCCAGCCUCAGAAGUCACAUAGGCAUUUCUGUAGUCUUCUAACAGAUGAGCCCUGUUCAGUGUGGAAGGGACUUCACUAGGGCGACAAAAGGUGAGGAUUAUUAGGGACCAUCUUGAAGAAUGGCCACCACAGCCUAUUAAGAAUGGAAAGAGCCUCAAAUGAGAAGUCAGGGGACCCUGGUUCCAGUUCUGGCUCUGUGGAAAAGUCGCUUACUCUCUGGUCUUCAGUUUCUCCUUAAACCAGUGCUGUUCAGUAGACAUACAAUGCAAGCCACAUUGUAAUUUGACAUUUUCUAAGAUCCAUGUUAAAAAGGUAAAAGAAAUGGGUGAUGUUAUUUUUAUUUUAUUUUUAAGAAAUGAGGCCUCACUGUGUUGCCCAAGCUGGUCUCAAACUCCUGGGCUCAAGGAAUCCUUCUGCCUCAGCCUCACAAAGUGCUGGGAUUACAGGUGUGAGCCACCAUGCCUGGUCUAUGAUGUUAAUUUUAAUAUUUUAAUUAACCCAAUAUACAAAAAUAUCAAUAUAAAGCAAUAUAAAUGUUUUCUUGAGA